GACUACCUCUUCAGCCCCCACUCUGAAGAUUUAAUAUAAUCAACCUUUCUUACUCACCUCCUCCUCCCCACCACAGCUGUCUGUUUAAAAAUGGACACAUGACCCAUUUGGGACCAAUGAGAGUGAAUUUUGGGGUUUAUUCUCUCUUUCUCUGUGAGGAUGUGAGGUCUGGAACAGCUGCAGUCAUUUCACCACCAUAGGAAACCUGCACCUUCUGAACUGACUGCAUGAAGCCCAAAGAGAAAGCUAGUAAGAAGGCAGAGAGGGGAGGAAGAGAGUCUGGGUUUUUAAAAAUAUCUUCUGGAGCUGCUGGAUCAAGCCUCACUUGAAGCUAGAACUAAAUCUGCACUUUUAAUUCACAUACCCAAUAAAAAGUUCUUUAUGUUGUAAGCCAGUUCGAGGUGGAUUUUCUGUCACUAUGGCUAAAAGAAUCCUCGCUUAUUCUACACCUAACUCACAGGCUUGUUAUGAGGUUUAAAUAAAUAGUACUUAGUGAAGUCUGGUACACAAAUAACACUCAAUGAAUGGUAAGCAAUGCUGUUAUAAUUAUUCACUUUUACAGAGUUAUGUGACCUUUUUAUUCUCUACUCCAACAUUGGCAUGUUUCUGUUAUUCUUUUCAGUAUUAUUUAAUUUCUUCCCCAAAGGAGAGAGGCUAAGAGUAUUGCCCAGCCACAGGCUCUCAGCCACCACCCCGAGCCUCAGAUUCUCCUCACACAGCCACAGCCAGAGAACGAUACACGGCCCACGUGGUGUGGUUCUAAUUCCUCUGACAUCUCAUUUUCACUGUUUGGCAAUAUUUGUCUCAUCAAGCUUACACAUAAAUGUUUUCAGCAAAGUGCUCCAAAUGCCUUUUUCAGGAAUCCGAAUCCACAUGAAAACAAUGAAAACAAGAGAAAGGUGUAAACUUUCCAGAACAGGCCCAGAAUCUGGAAAUGUGAUAAAGAGGUUAUUGUGCGCCCGAACUUUUCACACAAGAAUUGGAGGAGAUUUAACACAUGGAAUAAUAAACAGAGGAAGGCUGGCUAAUGCAGAGCAGAUGGGCCUGCAGGGCAGUGCUCAGCAUUUCAACAUCUUCCCCUUGGACCUUUGGACUCACGGUGCAUGCGUGCUGGUGUCUGUAGCUAAAAGUAAAGCUACUGCCUUUGAGGCAAUCAAAAAUAUGGCUCAUUUGAUUUCUGGGGUGAUUGGUGGACUAAAGUUUUCAAGAACCUACUAUGUGAAAGGCAUUUGA
Molecule: messenger RNA, 1233 nt
Organism: Sapajus apella (tufted capuchin)
Lineage: Eukaryota; Metazoa; Chordata; Mammalia; Primates; Cebidae
Gene: APRG1
Product: chromosome unknown C3orf35 homolog
Source: RefSeq, a predicted model, not a curated record